Molecule: messenger RNA, 3868 nt
Organism: Coregonus sp. 'balchen'
Lineage: Eukaryota; Metazoa; Chordata; Actinopteri; Salmoniformes; Salmonidae
Source: the annotation of a GenBank genome assembly
AUGGCGGAGUUUGCUGGCUCGGGUUCUGCGGUCCGCUGUUGUCUGCUGGAGGGAUACGACACCAAGAAUACCAGACAGGACAACUCCAUACUGAAGGUAAGUGACUGAGCUAGGGUGGGCAGGAGUCAGGACUGUUGACCUUGGGACUUUUUCAGGGUUGGGUUUGGUUUGGUUGAACAGAAAAACGAAUAUAUACUGAACAAAAAUAUAAACGCAACAUGCAACAAUUCCAACGAUUGCCAUGUGUGGGCCUGAGAGGGCAUAGGCCCACCCACUUGGGAGCCAGGCCCACCCACUGGCGAGCCAGGCCCAGCCAAUCAGAAUGAGUUUUCCCCACAAAAGGGCUUUAUUACAGACAGAAAUACUCCUCAGUUUUAUCAGCUGUCCGGGUGGCUGGUCUCAGAUGAUCCCAUAGGUGAAAAAGCCGGAUGUGGGGGUCCUGGGCUGGCGUGGCUACACAUGGUCUGCGGUUGUGAGGCCAGUUGGACAUACUGCAAAAUUCUCUAAAACGACGUUGGAGGCGGCAUAUGGUAGAGAAAUGAACAUUAAAUUAUCUGGCAACAGCUCUGGUGGACAUUCCUGCAGUCAGCAUGUCAAUUCCAUGCUCCCUCAAAACUUGAGACAUCUGUUGUGUGACACAACUGCACAUUUUAGUGGCAUUUUAUUGUCCACAGCACAAGGUGCACCUGUGUAAUGAUCAUGCUGUUUAAUCAGCUUCUUGAUAUGCCACACCUAUCAGAUGGAUGUAUUAUCUUGGCAAAGGAGAAAUUCUCAUUAACAGGGAUGUAAACAAAUGUGUGCACAACAUUUGAGAGAAAUAAGCUUUUUGUGCGUAUGGAACAUUUCUGGGAUUUUUAUUUCAGCUCAUGAAACAUGGGACCAACACUUUACAUGUUGCAUUUAUAUUUUUGUUCAGUAAUAUUUUAUACUGAAUGACUUUAUAUUGAGUGGUAAAUGAAAUCAUCCCUCUGAUCACCCACAGUGGCGGUUUUAACAUGAAAAUGGUGGUGGGGCAAACUCAAUCAACAAAGCUCAUAUGCAUUGAAACAAGUACUCUCCACUGGCUACUCAUUGAAUGCACUAAUAACCAAUCCCAGAAAUUAGUUUUGAGCCACACACACAAACGUUAUAACAUUCGGGUUAUGGCUACUUCCCAUGUCUUUAGCUCUUAUUGCACGGAAGACCACGGUAGUCGAGCAUACUUUCAUAGAGUAAACUAGCUAGUAAUCGGUCUGCAAUAUUGCGACACUGUGUGCAUCUGCCUGUCUAAUAUAAAGGGGCCUGGUUAACAAUAUGCAACGUUUAUUACGCUAUUCCCUUGCAUCAGUCCAAUCAAAGUUGCCGGGCAUAACACGUUGAUUUAUCUGUGGCCAAUGACAAAGAGCCUUCUUGGGCGGGCACUUCUACUGUAAAUCAAUGGAGCACUGACCACUGAGGUAUAAUAAGAACUGGAGACUGCGACCAAGAUGUCCGCUCAUUAUUUUCAAGGUAAUCUACACAUGUUCGCAUACGCCGAUUCAUGGACCAUCUAUAUCCGGGUUGCAUCCGGUUUAUAUGGACCAACAUCACAUGCGCACUAGCACUCAGUGCGCACAGGGAGCAGCACGAGCAGGGACGAUGGUAUCACAUUAUCCAAAAACAUGGUAGACAUUGGAUGAAUAUUAAAUUGUAAUAUCUUCGGUGAGUAAAACAUUUUUUUUUUUAAACGGCCUUCAGCUACAAUUAUUUGAAUAAUUCAAUGGAUGUUUUGUGCACAAAGGUGAUGACUAUAGUGUCUUAUUAAGAAUUUUCAAAUCUGACUUCCGUCUAUGGAAAUUGUCUUUUUCCGGGCAUCACUUAAACUGCAGUACUGAAGCAAAACUGUAGGAGCAGUCGAAACUGUGCUUCUAGACCAGAACUCUGGCCCCUGGGCACCGAAGAGGGGCUUUUGCUGGCUAGCUCUCCCAGCAGGUGCUGCAGUGAUGUAGUGUCCCCAUGAGUGACAGCACCCUGUGCCAACGACACCUACGCUCUGUACUUUCUCUGUCUGCCCCACCACCACACAAAGCACAGAGCGACGCUGAAACUGCUGCAUUUUGGAGCUGUCUUACUCAAUGAAAAUUGACCAAAACAACAAUACAGUCGGAAAGCAACCACGUAUGCUUUAUUAGAUCAAGCUAUUUAAAUUUUUUUUAUAAUAACAUUGUUUGCUAACUGAUAUGAUGUACUGUUGUGACAUGAAAUACCAGAAUUGCAUGCAAAUAUCCUGGCACAUGACCACUGAUCACCCAGAGCUGUUGAUGCCCUGCACCUCAGCGGAACUUUUUAUAUAGCUACUGCAAACAUGACUCGCUGUCUUUUACUUUUUACAUUGUAAUAAAAGUUGUCUUUGUCUGGAUCUUCUCUGAAGGUGACUAUCGGGAUGACCCUCCUCUCUGGAGAUCCGUGCUUUAAAACGUGAGUGACGUGAUAUAUGUUCAAAUCUCUGAUCUGUCAUUCAUCAUCAUACAUUUAGUAAAUGUGAUUCUGUCGCCCCUUUUCCCCACAGUAUAACAUGUGGUCUGACCAGUCAUGUUUUUUGCAGCGCCCCCAGCACAGCCAAGUCCAUCUCGAUCUCAGGCCAGGACCAUACCCUGCAGCUAGACUGUAAGGGGGAGGGCACUGGAACCCCUAACCGGCCCCCUUCUCUGGGCCGUUCCAUUAAGCCCAGACCCUCUAUCAUCAGCUCAGGUAUGACAUGGCAGAAGGAUCCGAUUAAACCUGAUAAGUGUGGUUGUUUUAUGAUUAUCUCAUCAACACUAAACAGUUAACCCAGGUCUGGGACACAUGGUGAGGGACUAACUAAAUGAUGUGUGGUUCUGGUUGAUGUCAGGACUUCCAGAGGAGCCAGACCAGACACAGGUGGCCAGCCCAGGAGAAGUGUUCCAGUCGGGCCACUCUCGCAACUCCAGCUACGCCAGCCAGCUGAGCAGGAUCUCAGGUGUGUGUGUAUUCCUGUUCCCCAUCUUCCCUCUCCAGAGGUCAUAUUUCUUUGUUACUGUAUUUGCACCAGUGUCAGUAAUGUAAACUCUUGUUCCCCAGGAUAUAGCACAGAGCACUCCUAUUCCUCCAGUCUGUCUGACCUCACUCACCGGAGGAACACCUCCACAGGAAGCAGCACCUCUGGGGGCCUGAGUGUGACCGUAGACACCCCCCCAGAGGGGGAGAGGGACAUCUGCCGGCCAGAGAGACCCCCUCGCCCCCCAUGGCCCAUCCUGCCAUCCAACAGACCCCCCAGGCAAGACCUCCCACCCACCAGAUAUGUUUAGCCCAAUGUGUCUGUUUUCACAAUCUAUGAAACACUCCAAUCCAUCAGUGAAACACUACUGUUAUUGUUCUUUGUAUGACUGCUGUUUGUCACUUGCUGUUGAAUGACUGGGCCUUUUCCCUCCACCCUGUGACAGGAGGAAGCAGGAUUCUGUGGAGAGCCAUCCCUCCUGGGUGAAUGACACCCGCAUCGAUGCUGACGAUAUAGUUGAAAAGAUCGUCCAGAGCCAGAACUUUGGUGACAUAAGUAACACUGAAGGUAUGAAACCUCAAACACCCUGCCCUUUCACUUGUCCAGCACAUCUUUGCUGUCUCUUUUGUACAUAACUUCCUCUAUUGUACUGUGUUUCAUUUGGCUCUCUCUUGGUGUGUUUGUUUCCUCUUCAGACAGUAACCUGCGACUGUUUGUCAGUAGAGACGGGACCACUUCCCUGAAUGGGCUACGGCUUGGAAACAGGUGAGAACACACACACACACAGACACACACAGACACACAGACACACACACCUCUUACUCUGCCACUUUUUAUUCUUUCAGGGUGUCCGCCGGUGUCUAUGAGCCUGUUGUGAUUGAGAGCCAUUAG